This is a messenger RNA of Parascedosporium putredinis, 552 nucleotides long. NCBI's taxonomy places the organism in Eukaryota, Fungi, Ascomycota, Sordariomycetes, Microascales, Microascaceae. The record is from the annotation of a GenBank genome assembly.
AUGAAGUUCACCACCGCCAUCUUCACCAUCGGCUCCCUCCUCGCCACCUCUACUCUCGCAGCCCCCGCCGCCCAGUCCGAAGCGGCAGUGGGCCACGUCGCCUCCGACGCCGAGCAGAUCGAGGCCCUCUUCGCCGACAUCGUCGUCGAGGAGGAGGGCGAGGACGGUGACAACCAGUCCCCCGCCAGCCCCCUCGUGCCCAGGGGCAACAACUACUGCAGCCCCACGGGCGCCGAGUCGUGCAACUUUUGGAUCAAGACCACCAUCCCCAUCGCCAGCUCCGGCUACCAGCGCUGGUGGGGUCUCUACAGCCACACCUGCGCCAAGAUCGGCGGCGAGACCCAGUCCCUCUCGCCCGCCUCCGAGAGCUGGUCCCUCACCUCCCAGCUGCCCUACACCAUUGAGCUCACCAUCAACACUGGCGGCUUCCGCCCCGGCGGCCACUUCUGGUACGCCGGCCGCAAGACCAGCCUAGGAAACGCCAUGUACUGCGAGGACUGCAGUGGCCUCACCGCGUCGAACUGCUGCCGUGUUGCUUUCCGAUGCCGUUAA